AUGUCAGUGAAGACAGAGAGGACUGUCGUGACUGGGAUAGCAUCUGUGGUUCUUGCAGGUCUUAUUGCAGUACUGAAGUUACUUGGCGGUACCUUGGCUGAGCACACAUUUUUAUUUUUUGGUGCUAGAGAAGCUGGAACUGGAAUAGUAGAACUUAUAGCUCUUGAGACGUCAAAACAGACCAAAGCUCCUUUGGAAGCGAUGCAUAAGAAGAUUUGGCUUGUGGACUCAAAGGGAUUAAUCGUUAGUUCUUGUAAGAAUUCCCUUCAACACUUCAAGAAACCUUGGGCUCCCGAACAUGAACCCGUUAAGGAUCUUUUAGAUGCUGGCAAGGCUAUCAAGUCGACAGUUCUAAUUGGUUCACCUAGAGUGGAAAGAACAUUCACAAAAGAGGUGAUCGAGGCCAUGGCCUCCUUCAAUGAGAAACCUCUCAUUAUGGCUCUCUCCAACCCAACCUUGCAAUCUAAGUGCACAGCUAAAGAAGCUUACACCUGGAGUCAAGGACAUGCAAUUUUUGCUAGUGGAAGUCCAUUUGACCCUAUGGAAUACAAUGACAAAGUCUUUGUACCUGGCCAGGCAAAUAAUGCAUAUAUUUUCCCUGGAUUUAGUUUGGGUUUGGUCAUCUCUGGUGCAAUUCAUGUACAUGAUGAAAUGCUUCUUGUAACAACAGAGGCUUUGGCUGAGCAAGUAAAAAACAAGAAUUUAGACAAGGGUUUGAUCUAUCCACCAUUCUGUAAUAUCAGAAAGAUCUCUGGCUACAUUGCUGCUAAUGUGGCUGCUAAAGCAUAUGAACUUGGGUUGGCAACGCGUCUCCCUCGGUGUGAUAAUCUGUUGAAGCACGCCAAAAGCUGCAUGUAUACUCCUAAUUACAGAAGCUUCCGAUGAAUUGUUGAAUUGUGAGCAGAAACUAUGGCUAGUAGUUAAUGUAGUGUGUUUCUUCAGAGUCUGUUAUAUAUUCUUGUUUGGUGUUUCUCCUUUUCCCUCUACAUUCCAAUCAUGGUGUUUCGGAACUUUUGUGGUGAUGUAAGCUUUAGAGUUUAUAUUAGAACCAUGACAGUAAGAGUCGGGUUGGAUGAAAGGUUGGUUUUAGAUGAAACAUUAUCAACUUCAAUCUCUACUCGCUACUCACUACCUGUUUAGUACUCUCUGUGAAGUCACAAAAGCUGUGGAAAUAUGGAGAAAUUCAGACUUACCUGUGAAGCAUCCGAUGCGGUGGUACUUGUAGAAUCAACCACUUGCCUCAAUUAAGGAUUUGGAAUGCGAAGCUUGUCAUUCUCAAGAUGUAUUACUAACUUUCAUGCUAAGCUUCACUUGAAUCAUAUGAUAGAGAGAGUUCGAAACAGAA
Messenger RNA from Camellia sinensis, 1345 nucleotides. Lineage: Eukaryota; Viridiplantae; Streptophyta; Magnoliopsida; Ericales; Theaceae. The record is from RefSeq and is a predicted model, not a curated record.